AUGGGAGUGAAGGUUGUGUUUUUGCGGGGUGUCGCACUGAGGAAGAAAGCUCAGAUUGGCGGAAAGACGGUGGAAUGGUCUUCUCGUCGUCCUGUCGAGUGGAAAGCUUCGAUGAUGCCCGAUGAAGAAGGCGGUCAGCACCUGACUCGCAGAAGCAAGGUUGCGGCGCAAACAAGAGAGCUGCGGCAACUCCGCGUUUUCUUGGAUUCCGCUUGGUGCUCUGAUAAGUGGCUGUUUGUGCCUGUUCUAUUGAAAGUGCGGAGGAGGACACCCUCCGAGGCCGAAGAAACGAUGAAAAUUGUCAUCCAAAGAGUGAAAUCGGCAUCGGUCACGGUUGAUUCGGAGUUGAUCUCAUCCAUCGGCAAGGGUCUACUAGUAUUCGCUGGUGUCGGCAAAGAUGACACCGAGAAGGAAGCCGAGAACCUGGUGAACAAGGUCUUAAAGGCGAAGUUCUGGCCGGAUGAGAAUGGCGCGCAAUGGAAAAAGAACGUACAGGAUAUCGAGGGAGAAGUACUUUGUGUCUCACAAUUCACCCUCUACGGCAAGAUGAAGAAAGGCAACAAGCCUGACUUCCACGAUGCGGCCGAUCCGACGACGGCACGGAAGCUUUACGACCAUUUCUAUAACAAAAUGCGCGAGAACUACGUUCCAGAUCGGGUCAAGAACGGCGUGUUCCAAGCCAUGAUGGAUGUUGAACUCAAGAACGAUGGGCCGGUGGGUGUUGACUACCGCAGUGAAGAUGCGGCGGUUACAAUUGAGAUCGAUACCAAUUUACCCAAGAAGGAGCCCAAGGAGCCCAAGGAUCAAAAGAAGGAAAAAGGUGACAAGGGGAAAGGGAAAGAUAACGAGGACGACUCAGAGACAAGGCACGUCUUCGAGUUUAAGCUGCCAGCGGAGCUGCUGGCAUAG
Messenger RNA from Penicillium subrubescens, 909 nucleotides. Its product is annotated as D-aminoacyl-tRNA deacylase. The record is from RefSeq and is a predicted model, not a curated record. Gene Ontology annotation, biological process: tRNA metabolic process. The transcript is spliced from 7 exons. Gene Ontology annotation, molecular function: D-tyrosyl-tRNA(Tyr) deacylase activity. The coding region runs from base 1 to 909 and encodes 302 amino acids. NCBI's taxonomy places the organism in Eukaryota, Fungi, Ascomycota, Eurotiomycetes, Eurotiales, Aspergillaceae. Gene Ontology annotation, cellular component: cytoplasm.